AUGCGGCUCAUGUCCAGCCGGUACCCAGGCCCUGCGGUCUACAGCGGCGCAGCCUACAGGUCGAGCAGGCCUGUCCUAGAGCUUUAUCAGUCUAGAUGUUACUCUUCUGGAGGAAGAAAGGGUUUUAUAUCAGGUUUUGUGGAGAACAUCAAACAGGAGUUAGCCAAAAAUAAAGAGAUGAAAGAAAGUAUUAAAAAAUUCCGAGAUGAAGCUAAAAAGCUGGAAGAAUCUGAUGCACUCCGAGAAGCGAGGAGGAAAUAUAAAACCAUUGAAUCUGAAACAGUGAAGACAUCCGAAGUGAUUAAAAAGAAACUUGAAGAAAUAACUGGUACAGUUAAAGAGAGUUUGGACGAAGUCAGUAAAAGUGAUUUUGGCCGGAAGAUAAAGGAAGGUGUGGAAGAAGCAGCAAAAACAGCAAAGCAGUCUGCAGAGUCAGUGACAAAAGGAGGGGAGAAACUAGGCAAGACAGCAGCUUUCAAAGCCAUUUCUCAGGGAGUAGAAACUGUUAAGAAGGAAAUAGACGAAAGUGUUUUAGGGCGGACAGGUCCUUACAAACGUCCAGAGCGACUACGAAAAAGGAAAGAAUUUUCGGGCGAGGGGAUUAAAGAGGAGCGAAUAUUCGAAGCUAAUGAGUAA
Molecule: messenger RNA, 636 nt
Organism: Tinamus guttatus (white-throated tinamou)
Lineage: Eukaryota; Metazoa; Chordata; Aves; Tinamiformes; Tinamidae
Gene: TIMM44
Product: translocase of inner mitochondrial membrane 44
Biological process (GO): protein import into mitochondrial matrix
Cellular component (GO): mitochondrial inner membrane
Molecular function (GO): protein-folding chaperone binding
Source: RefSeq, a predicted model, not a curated record